CGCUGGGGGGUCAAUGCUGGCUCCCAUGAAUUCCUUCCCGUCUCGUCAUCUCCUCUCCUGUCGUCCCAGCUGGUCAAAAUCCUUCGCGUACACACCCACGCGUAUUACUACCAUGUAUACAUAGCCUCGCCCCCGGCGUCCCCGUGCGCGACUGCGAUAGAUCCCACCCUCACCCUCUCCCUCCCCGCUCGCCCUCCGCCCCGCCGCCUCUCCCGCCCUCAUCUACACCAGCAGCCCAGCGGAAACCCACGCUGGGAAGCGGAGGGAUCCGCCACGAGCCGGGCCGCGCUGCGAGUGCGAGGAGGAGCCAUGGAGUUCACUGCUGCGUCGAGCAGCAGCAGGCUGUCCAAAGAGGGGGAUGAGGAGGAGGAGGGGGAGGAGAUGGAGGACGAGGAGGCCUCCCCGCGUGAGAUCCCCUUCAUGACGGCCAUGACGGCGGCCGCCUCGUCCGCCUCCCCUUCCGCGGCCGCGGCUUCCGCGUCGGCGUCGGCGUCGGGCUCGGGCUCCCCCUUCCGCUCGAGCGAAGGCGCUGGGGCGGGCGGCGGCGACGUGGAGGUGAUCGACAAGGAGCACAUGUUCGACAAGGUGGUCACGCCGAGCGACGUGGGGAAGCUCAACCGGCUGGUGAUCCCCAAGCAGCACGCCGAGAAGUACUUCCCGCUGGACGCGGCGGCGAACGAGAAGGGCCUGCUGCUCAGCUUCGAGGACCGCGGGGGCAAGCUCUGGCGCUUCCGCUACUCCUACUGGAACAGCAGCCAGAGCUACGUCAUGACCAAGGGCUGGAGCCGAUUCGUCAAGGAGAAGCGCCUCGACGCCGGGGACACCGUCUCCUUCUGCCGUGGCGCCGCCGACGCCACGCGCGACCGCCUCUUCAUCGACUGGAAGCGCCGCGUCGAACUCCGCGACCCGCACCGCCUCGCGCGCCUGCCCAUGCCCAUGCCCACCUCCUCGCCCUACGGCCCGUGGGGCGCCGGUGCGGGCGGUUUCUUCAUGCCGCCUGCGCCUCCAGCCACGCUCUACGAGCACCACCGCCUCCGCCAGAGCUUCGACUUCCGCAGCAUCAGUCCCGCCGCGCCGCAGAGGCCGCAGGUGCUCUACUUCGGCUCCGCGGGAAUUUUUCCGCACGCGUCCAUGCCCCCUCCGCAGCAGCAACCUCCGCUGCACAUUGCCGUGCAACCGAGCCCGCCGGUCACGGUCGGCAUGCCUAUGGUCCUCGAUUCCACGCCACUCGUCAACAGCCCGACGGCGGCCGCGAAGCGCGUGCGGCUGUUCGGAGUCAACCUCGACAACCCUCACACCCAAGGCGGCGAGUCAAGCCAUGAUGCCAACGCAUUGUCGCUGCGGAUGCCCGGAUGGCAAAGGCCGACACCGUUUAGGUCGCCGGAAUUGCCCCACCAUGGAGCGGUCGGUGCAGCCGGAGCGGAGUCCUCUGCUGCCUCUUCGCCAUCGUCAUCAUCAUCCUCCAAGCGAGAAGCGUAUUCCUCCUUGGAUCUCGAUCUGUGAACGAUAUUUGGUGAGCUCGAUCGGGAGCGUGCCCAAGGAAAGUUCAACAAUUCCUUCUUCAGUUUGUCACCUUCCUUUUCUUCUCCAUCUUUUGCGGUCCCGUUAUAACAUUGAUAGAAGCCAGCAUUUAACAUUUUGUUUUCGUUUUCGUUUUGGCCAUUCAAAUUCUUGGCGCUGUUGGUUUGAGAAUUAAUAUAUAGAGAGAAACUAGCGAAUUAAUCA
Messenger RNA from Hordeum vulgare subsp. vulgare (domesticated barley), 1725 nucleotides. Its product is annotated as B3 domain-containing protein Os02g0683500-like. The transcript has a single exon. Gene Ontology annotation, molecular function: DNA-binding transcription factor activity; DNA binding. The record is from RefSeq and is a predicted model, not a curated record. The coding region runs from base 310 to 1503 and encodes 397 amino acids. Lineage: Eukaryota; Viridiplantae; Streptophyta; Magnoliopsida; Poales; Poaceae.